UUUUACAUAUUUUGAUUUUAGGUGUUUUUACGCAUUCUUAUACGCAAAAAUUACAAAUGGCAAAUCAACCUAAUGUCAACAAAACAACUCCAUCAACUCCUCCCUCAAGCAAAAUACGUCCAAAACUUGAACAAAUUCAAAAACAACAACCAUCGGCAAAGCGAAGACGUUUAGCAGUUAAAGAUGAAGAAGUGGGCGAGGAAUCUGGGGAAGAUUUUUUGGUUGUUGAUGAUGGCGAAUUGGAUGUGACUACGAUUAAAAAAGAUGAACAACAUAAUAUUGGGUUAGAUGAUGAUGAUGGUGAAAUUGUUGAAUUUGGUAGGGGAUAUACAAAUAAAGGAGCUCUUUGUAUUUGGCACAAUGGUUAUCGUUAUGUACGUGUUAGACAUGAUGGUCCAUAUUGGCGUUGUACUGAAAGCAAAUGUCCUGCUAAAGCUUCCGCUGUCGAACAUUCAGAUGGAAGGAUUGUAGGCAAAUUAAGAUUAGAACAUUCCCAUUUACCUCAACCAGAACGUCGUUUGGCAGAAAUUAAGAGGCACGAAUUAAAGCAAAGAGCUAGAGAAGAUCCAAAUUUGAACAGAAUUAGAUUAAUUGCAAGUAUUCGGGCUGGAGUUGAUGAUGAAACUUUUGUGGCUAUGGGAUCAGAUAAUGCACUUGGAAUUAUGGCUUAUAGGUUUGUUAAAAUUUAUUUUUUUCGGGGUGGAAAAUGGGUUUCCAAUCCUCUCCAUACUCCAAUCUUUCGGUUCUAGCAUCCCUGCGGACUAACUUUAGGAAAAGGGGUUCUCAAUCCCCUCAAUAAUUGCUUCCGACUUAUUGCUGGUUCCGGGAUGAGCUUCCAUAAAUCAGAUAAAACCUGGGGACUCCAGAUGCUCCCAAUUCUCGUUUUAAAUUUCAUUUUUUGAGGCUAAAAAGUGCUUCUAUAAAUGCACUCUUUAGUGCUUUCCCUGUUCCAACCUUUUGACUGCUCCGGGAUUUGCCCACAAUUUUUCCCCAGCUUAUAAGUCUAAGGACACUAACCUUUUUUUAAAAUUUUAAUGAAACCCAUUUUUUAGAGAAAAGGCAAAAUUAUAUGGCAAAGGAACUUCAAAAAUUUCAGCAAUUGAUGUUAUGUCAAUACGUUUUCCACAACCACUAAUUGAAAGAGGAGGUCAAUCAAUUCUACUUUAUGAUUCUAGAAAUGUUAGAAUACACGAUAAUAAACCAGUUUUUGUGUUUGCACAUCCAUACGUUUGUUGAUUUUAAUUUGGGGUUUUUGGGAUUUUUCAAAAUUUACGGACACUUAUUGUCAGCAAGGAGUGUCCGCAUUCUUGUAAAACAGUCGGGCCACAUUUUACCUCUCUUUAAUGAGUCGGACCUCAUAUUUGGAUACUUUACUUGAUUUUAGGGAAUUUUUUGUGGACCCUGUACACUCUUUGCGGACUCCCUUUUGUCCGCAAACGGUGUCCGCAUUCUUGUAAAACGGCCGGUCCUCAUAGUAAGAUACCUUCAAUGAGGAGUCGGACCUCAAUCUAAGAUAACUCGUGUCGGGGCUCAUUGUAGCAUAUAUCCACGUUUUUAAAAAUAGGUGGUCUCUGUGUUUAAGCAAUGCCCUUCUA
This is a messenger RNA of Meloidogyne enterolobii, 1595 nucleotides long. NCBI's taxonomy places the organism in Eukaryota, Metazoa, Nematoda, Chromadorea, Rhabditida, Meloidogynidae. The record is from the annotation of a GenBank genome assembly.